This is a messenger RNA of Colossoma macropomum (tambaqui), 909 nucleotides long. It is a transcript of the gene mpc1, whose product is annotated as mitochondrial pyruvate carrier 1. Gene Ontology annotation, biological process: pyruvate import into mitochondria. Lineage: Eukaryota; Metazoa; Chordata; Actinopteri; Characiformes; Serrasalmidae. The record is from RefSeq and is a predicted model, not a curated record. Gene Ontology annotation, cellular component: mitochondrial inner membrane. Bases 136 to 465 code for a protein of 109 amino acids. The transcript has 5 exons.
GGAUGUGGCCCGGUUUGUUGGUGUCACGAAAGGCGGAACGGGUUUGUCCUCUAUUUUGCUGUCACCCUCCAGUGCAGGACUGUCGGCCUCGGCGGCUGUUUUUCCUCUCAGUUCGGGUCCUGUCCGCUUUAAACGAUGGCUGGUACUUUAGCCCGCAAGGCUGUGGAUCAUCUCCGCAGCAGGGAGUUCCGGGAAUAUCUGAUGAGCACGCAUUUCUGGGGUCCGGUAGCGAACUGGGGGCUGCCCAUUGCUGCGAUCUCUGACAUGAAGAAGAGUCCGGAGAUUAUCAGUGGAAGAAUGACCUUCGCUCUCGUCUGCUACUCGCUGCUGUUCAUGAGGUUCGCCUACAAAGUGCAGCCAAGGAACUGGCUCCUGUUCGCCUGUCACCUCACCAACGAAACGGCACAGCUCAUCCAGGGAGGGAGACUCAUCAAGUACAACAUGGGGAAAAAGGAGGCCAAAUGAUGAGCAGCCAUAGAGCGCGGAGGAUUUCUGGGAUUAACAGGCUCCAUUCAGAUCGCAGCUCUCUGACGCACUGUUUUAACUCAACAUGGAUUAUUCAGACAACACAACACAAUGUUUUACUGAUUAAUGAUGGAAAUACUUAAACAGUUGAUCUCAUACUAAAUGAAUAAUGAACUGAUUCAGGGUAUUCAGCACAGGCUAUCAGACAGGAUGGGAAAAUUGGAAAAUUGGAAAUGGAGUGUACAUAAAAUUAACGGUGUCAAUUUUUAGAGGACUGUUAUGCACAUUUGACCUAAUUUUUGUUUUAUUUUUAAAUGGUACACAUCAAGGGAACGGUGUAUGUAAUUGUCAUUUAAGUAAUUUAUUCCAAACCGUGUUUGUGCAGCGAGUAUCAAAUUGACUUCAGAUCAUACAGUGAAUAAAAGUUGUCCACACUGGCCUGUA